Messenger RNA from Acaromyces ingoldii, 450 nucleotides. Its product is annotated as cytochrome b-c1 complex subunit 9. Gene Ontology annotation, biological process: mitochondrial electron transport, ubiquinol to cytochrome c. Lineage: Eukaryota; Fungi; Basidiomycota; Exobasidiomycetes; Exobasidiales; Cryptobasidiaceae. The record is from RefSeq and is a predicted model, not a curated record. The transcript has 4 exons. Bases 7 to 207 code for a protein of 66 amino acids.
ACAAUCAUGGCAGUCUACAGCCAGAUUUACAACACCGUCUUUAAGCGGAACUCGGUCUUCGUCGGGACCGUCUUCUUUGGCGCAUUCGCUUUCGGCCUCGGGUUCGACACGGUCUCGCAGAAGCUCUGGGAGAGCCACAACCGAGGAAAACUCUGGCACGACGUUAAGCCGAUCUUUGUCAAGGAGGGAGGCGACGAUGACGAGUAAGGGAUAGAAAGCGAAAGCGGAACGAUGUGGGACGCAUGGCAAAAUCAUCAUAUUCAGACCAGGCUAGGCUUUCGUGUGAAAGGAUGACUGAAAAGGGGCUUGGGCGAGGCGAAGGACGAGGUGCAGGACUAUGUGAUACAGGGCAAAUUUACAAUUGCUGGCUAAGGAGGAGCUGGCUGGCUUCGAGACAGCCGCCAACCUCGUCGGCCAUGGGGAUGACCAUGUCCCAGUGCUUGGACAGGC